UGGAGAGCAAAAGCAGCAGCUCGCGCACCGAACUUCAGGUGAGCUCAUGGUUGUACUGCGUCAUAUCUCCGUGGCGUUCAGCGCCGCUAUGGCUGCGGUCGGGACCGCGUUGUUUAUCGCACUCAAUCACUUUGAUAAAAGACGGGUAUGGACACCAGAGUUAGACUACUACACGUUCCGAGAGGAGGAGGAGGAGCACAGUGAGAAGCAGGUGCUUGUUCUUGGGUUGGACGGCGCUGGUAAGAGCAGCGUUCUGCAGGGGCUGAGUGGAGCGGGCUCCAGGAGGGGCUGCCGACCCACACGUGGCUUCAACUUCAUCAGCCUACACACACCUGCAUGCCAGCUGGACUUCUUGGAAAUUGGAGGUGGUGAAGACUUGCGAAUGUACUGGGUAGAUUACCUAAGGAGAACACAUAUCUUGGUGUACGUGGUGGACUCAUCUGAUAGAGCCCGGCUCCCUCAGGCCAAAGACGAGCUCCAUCGAUUACUUAAAGCAGACACUGAUAUUCCAGUGGUGGUCUUGGGAAACAAGCAGGAUAAGCCCGACACUGUUAGCAUCCCGGAGCUGCGUGAGGCUCUCUCCCUGAGUUCAGUAGCUGAUCAGAGGAAGCUUUUCCUGCUGGCUGCUCAGUUGGAAUCUGAUGGAUUAAGCAGAACCUGCAGCCUCCAAAUGUUCCAGGACCUGCUUCUGACGUUGGUAUGA
Molecule: messenger RNA, 703 nt
Organism: Sinocyclocheilus anshuiensis
Lineage: Eukaryota; Metazoa; Chordata; Actinopteri; Cypriniformes; Cyprinidae
Product: ADP-ribosylation factor-like protein 9
Exons: 4
Coding region: 47-703 (218 amino acids)
Molecular function (GO): GTP binding; GTPase activity
Source: RefSeq, a predicted model, not a curated record